CUUAAAUAUAUAGUUAAAGUCUAUCACUGUAUUUUAAAGAGCAAAGGUUUAGCACUUUAGCACUGUUUGUUGUUCACUUUAGCAGAGAGCAAUGUGUGAAAUGUAGAACCAGAAUAAACUGCAUGCACUUUAACAGCUUUAACCUCAGCGCUGUUUCCUCAGUCUUCACUCGCUGUUCUCCUGCUGCAGACGACACUCGACAGCUACAUUGUAAUAUAAAUACUUGUUGAAUAUUUUUCUACUGUCUGAAAUGUUCGGUAAUAUUUAUAUAUUUUUAAAGUAGGGCUGUCAGCUUUAAAGUGUUAACACACUUAAUUUGGUACUGAAGUUAAAUACGCCAUCAAGUUUGACCUCAACUUCCGCAGUAAUCUCUUAGCACAAUCUCUUAAAGGGACAGUGUACACAUUACUGAAUACUGGCCUUUGCAUUCUGUAUUUCCCCCACCCCAUCAUUCUAAGCAUGUGUACAAUAUCAAACACUUCCUGAGAAAUGUUGGCUUUAUCUCCCCUCAAACAUACAAGUAUUUAAACAUACUAGCAUUUUAACUAACAACACUAAUAUACAUUUUAUUGCAUUUUACAUUUACAUUCAUUAAUUUAUUUACGUUUAAAUAUCCACUAAAAAAACUUGGGCUCUAAGAAGAAUUGAAUGUGCUUAAAUAUUCCUAUUUCUAGUUCAGUACUGGUUGAGAUGGAUCAGUAUUGAUUGUAAUGCUAAAAUAAUUGCUUUAAUUUGCUUUAUCUAUUUUCUGUACCUGCUGUAAAACUGGGGAGGAGAGUAACGUAAUUUCAAUUCUCUGUAUGUCCUGUACAUAUGCAGUACUGACAAUAAAACUACUUGACUUGACUUGACUUAAUUAUUGUUUGAUGUUGUGUAGGCUGGUGAUGUCACUCAGGAUGGCUCCUCCUCCUCCUCUUCUUCUGGUGUUUCUGCUGAUGGUUGUUGGAGCUUCUGGAGCAGAGUGGAGUAUGAAUUACAUCCAGCAGGAAAUAUGUUCUUUAAAUGGAUCUACAGUGUUUAUGAAUGGCUCUUUUACACAUCCAGACAAUUGUAGAGUCACACAGAAGUUUUGGGUCAUAGAUGUAGUUCCAAAGCAAGAGCCACCUGAUCUGAGAACAGUCCCAGGUUACUCAGGCAGGGUUGAGUAUUUUGUUGAUGAUCAGAAUAACUUCGCCCUUAAACUGAGUAACGUAAUGAAGAAGGAUAACCAUGAGUACUGCUUCAGAGUCUUAACAGAUGUAGAAGAUCAGAAAUGGAUGGGAACACCUGGAAUAAAACUCAGAGUUACAGAGCUCCAUGUAGAAUCUCCUGGAGAAGUAACAGAAGGAGAAUCAGCAGUUCUGACGUGUAAAACCACCUGCAGUCUGACUGAUCCAACAUUCAUCUGGUACAAAGAUGGACGUCCUUUAACCACAGAGAUGAUCCAGAAGAAUCAGCAGCUCCACCUGCAGACAGUCAGCAGUGAGGAUGCAGGCAGUUAUAGCUGUGCUGUAAGAGGAUCUGAACAUCUCCCCUCUACUGCUCAAACUCUCAGAGUCAGACAUCCUCCAAAGAGCGUCUCAGUGUCCAUCAGUCCCUCUGGUGGAAUAGUGGAAGGAAGUUCAGUGACUCUGACCUGCAGCAGUGAUGGAGACCCACCUGUGGAGAACUACACCUGGUUUAAAGAAGGUAGAGACUCACCUGUAGGAUCUGGACAGAGUUUCAGCAUCAUCAACAUCACUGCUGAUCACACUGGACUGUACUACUGUGAAGCUCAGAAUGCAGUUGGAGUUCAGAAUGGAUCUGUGAUGAUUGGUGUUCAGAGAUGA
Messenger RNA from Astyanax mexicanus (Mexican tetra), 1808 nucleotides. RefSeq names its product B-cell receptor CD22-like. The record is from RefSeq and is a predicted model, not a curated record. The coding region runs from base 867 to 1808 and encodes 313 amino acids. NCBI's taxonomy places the organism in Eukaryota, Metazoa, Chordata, Actinopteri, Characiformes, Acestrorhamphidae. The transcript has 5 exons.